Molecule: messenger RNA, 351 nt
Organism: Nannospalax galili (Upper Galilee mountains blind mole rat)
Lineage: Eukaryota; Metazoa; Chordata; Mammalia; Rodentia; Spalacidae
Product: ankyrin repeat and SAM domain-containing protein 6-like
Source: RefSeq, a predicted model, not a curated record
UGCCUGGCACCAAAGAUGGGAAAACUGUGGAGUGGCGGCGUUGUCCCUGGGCCUGCCCUGCUGUCUCUGCAGCUGUCUUUCUCCCUCCCUUCUGUGCAGUCCUGGUGGAACCGAAUGUCCAACAGGUUCCGGAAACUCAAGUUGAUGCAGACAUUGCCACGAGGACUGACCAGCAACCAGCCCCUGCCUUUUUCUGACGAGCCUGAGCCGGCGCUGGACUCUACGAUGCGGGCACCCCCUCAGGACAGGACUAGUCGCCUUGGGCCACCCGAGGUUGCCCACUCAACCAAAGACAGUGGUCCUGGGAACCCAAGAGGAGAGAAGGAAGAUGCGUUAUUGACAACUAUGGUG